This is a messenger RNA of Symbiodinium sp. CCMP2456, 3153 nucleotides long. NCBI's taxonomy places the organism in Eukaryota, Dinophyceae, Suessiales, Symbiodiniaceae. The record is from the annotation of a GenBank genome assembly.
GUUUCCGUGCCUUUCCAAGCGCAGGAAGGAGAAGGUUGCAGACCUCGGCUUUCACGGCGUUACCAGCAUAGACCCCGCAUCGCCCGCUCAUCCCAAGCCAGCGCAGCGCCCUGCGCCACUCGCGCAGGAGGAAACCGAGGAGUGCCAGAACUGUGGGACAGUCCUGGUUCCUGGAGCAAACUUCUGCCACCACUGUGGCUGGAAGAAGGGUGCCAUCAAAGCCACCGUGGUGCGGACAGAGGCCGCCGAAGCUGCGCAGCUGCCUGGUGCGGUGCCGGUAGCAAAGUCGCAGGCCGCGCCCGCCGCACCCCCAAAAGCCGCGCCGCUGCAGAGUGCCGCAGCAGAGCCGGCCGUGACUCCGGUCCCGAAGGCAGCUGGAGCAGCGCCCAAGGCCGAGGCAUCGCCGGCAGCAGCCAAAGGAGGAGCCCCGGCCAUCGCCAGGACCCCGCCAGAAGCAGGGAACUAUGUUGUGGAGCUCCGGCGGCAAAAUCCCGCUGAGAGGUUUGGCUUUGGUUGGGAUGUCAAGAAGCUGGAGAAAGACAAUGUGCGAGUCAUCAGCAAGGUAUUGCCUGGCACCCUCGCGGCGAAAUGGAAUGAGAGCCCUCCACCAGGCUGCGAGGUCAGACCUGGAGACACGCUGGUGAAGGUAAAUGGGAAACAGGGGCGCAUCGAGCUUCUCACAGUCGAGCUCAGCAAGAUGUACGUGGUGUGCGAGUUCCAGCCGCACGAGCCUCGAGAUUUAGAAGGAGCUGGAGGCAAGCAAGGCGACGAAGCCCCGAAGCCUUCUGCACCGGAAACUCCGGCACCCGGAGCUGCAACGGCACCGGCGGCACCUGCUGCAGACGCCGGAGCUCCGCCGGCAGUGGCGACACCUGCUGGAGCUGCAGCUGUGACACUGCCUGCUGCAGAAGCGGUCGCCCCACUGGCAGUGGCCAAACCUCCAGCUUCCGAAGCUGCGAUGCCCGCGCUGACCGUGGCGAUGCCCGCAGCAGGCUCACCUCCUCCAAAGGCGCCCGCGGCGUCGCCCAAGCCCGUUAUUCCUGCUCCGGUCGCAGAGCCCGAAGCUCCGGAAGAACGAGUGCUGGCAAAAGACCAGCCUCCCAGCCCCUCUGCGAAGGACGUUUCCAGCCCCUCUGCGAAGGAUCUGCCCCCGAUGCCGGACGAAGCUCCGUUACCACCGCAGCUACCGCCGCAGCCGCUUGAGGCCGCGGCUGCGUCUGAUGCAGCGCCCAGCGCUUCAAGCUGUGUGGAGAUCCUUGAAAAUCCGUCGGAAACGCCGGAACUGGACCAUCCGUCCAACAAUUCCGCAGCAGAGCCGGCUGACAAUACGGAGAUUGCGGAGCCCAAAGAGGCCGUGAGGGAGCCGGCAAACGCGGAGGCCGAGGCGAAGAACGAGAAGCCGCCGGCAGAGACGGAAAGUUUCUACGUCGUCGUGCUGCAGCGCGGGGCGACUUCCGAGAAGUGGGGCUUCCAAUGGGAUCGCCAGGCGAUGGACACACUGAAUGUCAAGGUGAUCGAGGGCAUCGCUCCCAACUCCUUGGCCUCGGAUUGGAACCGGCGCUUCCCGGACCGCGCGGCCCGGAAGGGGGACCAGCUGACGAAGGUCAACGGCCUUCGCGAUCCCGCAGGGAUGGCAGCGGAGAUGAAGAAAAACCAGGUCACCUGCGAGUUCCGAUCUGCCGCGGUCCCAAUGGAGUGGGUGAUGGUGUUGAGGGCCUCUUGGGACCGAGUGUUCAGUCAGUGCGUCUCUUCUGCGGUAGAGACUCGCGCCGCCCAGGCGCAGCCUCGCGACGGGGAGGCAAAGGUUCCGGUUCCGGAGCUACGACCGAAGCCGGAGCUCAUGCCUUUGAAACUGCCGUCCGGGCCACGGAAUCUCGCCUUCCUGUAUGGCGAGGUGUGGCGGUGGCCUCCGGCUGACUUUACCACCAGGCUCAAAGAAAGGGGCUCUGAGUCAUGCCAUGUCAAGCAUGCUGCAUGGGACAUCCUUGCACGGAAGGUUGAGCCGACCAUGCGCAUGUCUUUCGAGCCCCUUCCUUUUCCCAAGCACCCACAUGAUCUGCUCUCCGGAUUCCGGACAUGGAAUCCUGAUGCCGCUAACUUGCAUGUCAAAGGAAGUGUUGCAAAGACUUUGUCGCCACCUGAGAGACCAGGAUACGCACAGUCCUCUGGCUGGGGAAACACACAAGACAUGGUGGACUGCGAGACCAUCACCUACAAGUUCUGCACACAGGGGGCGGGGAGGUUAGAAGUUAUCGUGCCCAGCCUUUGGGCACACGCCGCCCAGCGAGUCAGCUUGCGCCAGCGUUUCCAAGAGUUGGGGCCCGAGCUCCGUGCCAAAGACUAUCGUGUGGAGCUGCAUUUUAUUCUGGGCAACCCAGUCGGAGCAUCUGUGGAUAAGGAAUCGGUGCACGAGGAGCGUGCCCAGUUCGGCGAUUUAGUCGUGCUGGGAGCUCCAGAGAGCGAAGAGGAGAUGCUACGGAAAUGUCGGGAACGCCAGGCGGCAGCUGCCACGACUUUGGGGCCCCAGGUGCUGGACGAGCCUUCACCGGCGAUCCUUCGAAUUGCGGGAGCGUUGGUGCUGCUUUGGCACUCGCGACCGGACCUGGACUUCGUGGUGAAGCUGGAGGAUUCAGUCACGAUUCCUCUCCUUCCAUUUUUCGACAAGGUGUUGGAGCACGCAGACGAGUCGCUGCUGUUGGGCUGGAUCGUUGAAGAUUUUCCCGUGUCUGUGCGCAGUAGCACUGCUGACGAGGCUUGCGAAACCUGCCCCGUGCCUGUGGCCGCCGAGCGGUUUUGCCAGGAGAUGAUACGAGUCUCCAUGUCAGGCAUGGAUUUUCGCGGCUGUCUGCGGGUUGCGAGCGAGUGCUGCAACAGCAGCGGCUGCGACGAGGCCCAACUGCUCGACUGCACGUCGGCCGCGCGCGCCGCCGGCUCUGAGUCAGUUCUCUACUACGGAACGGCGUUCGCGCCCCCCUUCCCGCUCUCUGCAGCCUGGGCCCUCGGACGCAGGCCCUUGGAGUUUGUUGUUGACAACAUCGACGACCUGAAGAUGAGAGGAGAGGUGGCGGAAGCCUUGCUCGGCUUUUGGCUUGCUGGUCUCGAGGAUUUGAAGAUCGUGGAUCUGUCGCGGGAUAUCUUAGCAGAUGGAAAAAG